AGGAGUCACACCCCAUGGGAUUAUACAGUAAAUAAUCCUGGCAUAAAAGAGAAAGAAUGAUGGCUUCAUUCCAGCGCUCCAAUAGUCAUGACAAAGUUAGGAGAAUAGUUGCAGAGGAGGGUCGUACAGCAAGAAACCUAAUAGCAUGGAGUGUCCCACUAGAAAGCAAAGAUGAUGAUGGAAAACCUAAAUGUCAAACUGGUGGAAAAUCUAAGAGGAUAAUUCAAGGCACUCAUAAAAGUACUAAACAGAACACUGCAGUAGACUGUAAAAUAACAUCAUCUACCACAGGAGAUAAGCACUUUGAUAAAAGUCCCACUAAAACAAGACAUCCUCGGAAAAUUGACCUAAGAGCUCGAUACUGGGCAUUUCUUUUUGACAAUCUUCGCCGGGCAGUAGAUGAAAUCUAUGUAACUUGUGAAUCAGACCAGAGUGUGGUGGAAUGUAAG
Molecule: messenger RNA, 449 nt
Organism: Galeopterus variegatus (Sunda flying lemur)
Lineage: Eukaryota; Metazoa; Chordata; Mammalia; Dermoptera; Cynocephalidae
Product: S phase cyclin A-associated protein in the endoplasmic reticulum-like
Exons: 4
Source: RefSeq, a predicted model, not a curated record